Molecule: messenger RNA, 1021 nt
Organism: Mycotypha africana
Lineage: Eukaryota; Fungi; Mucoromycota; Mucoromycetes; Mucorales; Mycotyphaceae
Product: PQ loop repeat-domain-containing protein
Exons: 4
Coding region: 71-1021 (316 amino acids)
Source: RefSeq, a predicted model, not a curated record
CGUUCCCAUUAAUACGACUUCAAGUGCAUCUUACUCUUACAUUGAUCAAAAUACCCAUAAUCACAUUAUAAUGCAAACAACCUGUCCUAUUCUCAAUGACGGAUCAACUGCUAUAAGCUGGAUUUAUACCCUCUUUGGUGAUUGUGUAUACGGCUGGCACGAUUCUUUGAGUUUGCUGUUAGGCUACUUGUCUAUUUUCUGUUGGUUAAAUGCUCAAAUGCCUCAAGUGAUAAAGAAUUACAGAAUUCGCGAUGCUGAAGGAUUAAGCUUCGAGUUUCUCACAGUCUGGCUCGUGGGUGAUGUUGCUAACUUCAUCGGCUGUAUUAUCACAGGCCAACUGUUAUUCCAAACUAUCUUAUCCGUUUAUUUUAUCAUCAUCGAUACGGUAUUAUGCUUACAAUGGUUGUACUAUGUCAAAUACGCUGAUAACCGUCUUCGACGCUGGAUCGACGGAGACGAUGGCAUCAAGCGCACAAAUACAAAGGAUGCCACUCGCCAACUAGAGCAGCAGCAUGAAAGAGCAGACUCUACAAAUAUCACAGCUGCUGGCACCAAUCCCAAGCUUAUGAACGAGCAAUCUUCCUUGCUAGCUUCAUCCCCUCAGCAUAAGAAGUAUGCCACGAUGAUGCUUGUGUUUUGUUUCUACUCUACUUUCGCACUAUCUUCACCUACAUCCAACCUCAUUGCUGAUAACAACAAUACCAUCUGGGUUGGUCGAUUCUUCGCUUGGUUAUGCACCUUUCUUUAUCUUUCUUCUCGAUUACCGCAAAUCUAUCGUAAUUUCCGUCGUCGAUCGGUCGAAGGAUUAUCCAUGGCGCUUUUUUUCUUUGCUGCUAUGGGUAAUUUGACCUAUGUUCUUAGUAUAUUUACCAACCCUCACGCUACACGUGCUACUUUGCUGGAAGCGGUUCCUUAUAUUAUUGGAAGUGCGGGUACCCUGAUGUUUGAUUUCACCAUCUUUACUCAGUAUGCACUGUACAGCAGGAAAGUGCAGACAACCGACAGACUACUUCAAGUAUAG